Messenger RNA from Spirometra erinaceieuropaei, 8478 nucleotides. The record is from the annotation of a GenBank genome assembly. NCBI's taxonomy places the organism in Eukaryota, Metazoa, Platyhelminthes, Cestoda, Diphyllobothriidea, Diphyllobothriidae.
AUGGCCUCCCUAAGGUGCAAAAAGACGGCGCUCCUCUCCGACCCAGCGUACGGACUGGCUAAGUGGCGUCUCAAGUUCCUGACCGCUGAGUCAUACACCAAGGUCUCUUCGUCAGCACAAUUCCUGGAGAAACUCAAAGGGGUUAGCCUCCAUCCAAAUGAGGUCAUGAUAUUUUUUGAUGUUUUAUCCCUCUUUACUUCUACUCCCCAGGACCUGGCAAUCGAGACAAUCGAGCUGCUACUACAAAGCAAAUACGAGGAAGAGGAGAAACGUCUUGUACACGCGCAAAUCCUUCAGCUCCUGAAGCUCUGUCUCAGAAAGUACUCCACAUUCAACGUGACAAUAUACGAGCAAGUGAACGGCACACCAAUGGGUUCCCCGAUUUCGGGAUUUAUCGCCGAGGCCGUCCUGCAACGGUUAGAUUCGCUGGUCUUCCAACACCACAAACCGAAGUUCUGGGCCCGGUAUGUGGAUGAUACCUUCGUCGUUAUUAACCGGGAUCAACUGCUGACAUUCAAGGAACGUCUGAAUGCGGUCCUCCCGGACAUACAAUUUACGAUGGAGGAGGAAGAGAACAACCAGCUGGCCUUCCUGGAUGUCCUUGUAUGCCGCAAGGAUUAUGGUGGACUAAAAACCAAAGUGUUCAGGAAAGCAACAAGUACGAUGUAAGUACCGAACUUCAACAGCAACCACCCAAUCAACCACAAACACCGAUGUGUAAGGAGGCUCUUUGAGCGUAUAGAAACGCACUGCAGUGAUAGGGAAGACAAAAUUUCCGAACUACCAUACCUCCAACGUGUAUUCAAAGCCAAUGGCUUCUCGCGCAACUUUGUCAACCGGUGCAUACGCAAAAACGACGAAAAACCUAACCGCACGGACACCAAAUCUUGGCGGGCGCUUCCGUAUAUUAAGAAUGUUUCGGAUGAUUUCGGCCACCUUAUCGCACCACUUGGGGUUGGCGUGGCACACAGAUAGGACGCAACCAUCAGGCGUCCGGUAAUGAAAUCGAAAGACCCGCUUCCACGGAUAGAAUCGUCCGGAGUCGUUUAUCGGAUCUGGUGCAAUUACGGAAAUAACUACGUCGGAGAAACCGUAAGGCAGUUCCGAACGAGAAUGGCCGAAUACGCUGCAGCGGUGCGGAGAAAUGACGUCAGCUCCCAAGUUGCGGCUCAUUCGACGAGAUCCAGCCACACAUUCAAAUUCGAAGAGGUAGAAAUUCUCGCUAGAAGUGACAACUGCGUCAGCUAGGAGCUAAUUGAAUCAUGGUUUGCUUGGUCCCAGCCCAUUAACCAGUGCACUGAACUUCCCCUUCCAUACUCAGUGCUAGGACUUCGUCUAGACGUGGGGAGCUCACAGGUGAACACUUUUCCCAACACCAGGGUCGGUGGGUCAGAUGAUCGAUUAAUCAUCAAACCAAAACCCAACGCACGUGAUGAAAUCGCAGCAAUUAACGACACGAACUUCGGCCAUCAAACAAUUAGCACAUCAACUGCGACGAUCCCUGAUAAAGGCGGGAACCGUGAACGUUCACAUGUAUGGCGACAGCAUGGCGACUGCAUCCUAUGAAUACUGCAGCCUCUUGUGCAUGAAUCACCCGUAUCUGCCGUAGUCUCUGUUGAUGGGUUCGAGCAGGAAUGCGAAACGUCAGGCUAAUAAAACUCUUGUCCCAGCGAUUGUGUCUUCUUCUUUAAGUCUACUUUGUUAAACCGGAGAUUUAAUCUAAGAAAAAGCGACUGUUUUUUACAGCAGUCAGUACUCGCAAGUCUCAACUCUGAGAUUCGGAACAUUGCUCGCCUCUGUCUGUUCGCUCUCUGUUCCUUACUGCAGAAGACGGACUGUCCCUUUUUUACGAUUUUGUCACGAUAACCCUAAGCAGUACAGCCCUCCUGUUUGAAACUAGCAUACUUUAAUUAACAAAACGAUUUGUUGAGUGUCAACAAGGAAUAUUUUUCAGCAAAUAUUGUAUUCACAAUAACUAAUAUAAGUUGUAUGCGGACUGGCGACGACUUCGUCUGUAUCUCAGACAACCUGUAUUGCCAAUAGAAGCGAAAAUUGGAUAUUCGGUAAUCAGUUUGAAAUAAAGUAAUCUGAUUGCUGGAAAAAGACGUUUACGCACCUAUAGUUUCGGACUCCAUCGUCGGAGCUAUGUGCAGAAUCUUCAACUGUUAUGGGUCUCUGUGAGAAACCUACAUAUCAGACGAGUAAAGGACUUGCUUCUUCACCAUUCUCUCAUGAACAACCUGAUGUUUCAGUAAGGUAUAUUAUUAAGCUUUUAGUCGGAAAAUAACGUUCGAAAACUGCAAAGGCUGUUCACUGGAUAGCGUUCAAUCUCGUACUUUCCGCAAACUUCAAGUUGUUUGGUCUUCUCGAAUGCAAGGCCGCAUAAUUAACUUAGUUUUUUUGUCCGCUUUACUUUAAUGUUUCUGUUUACCAUCGAGCCCAGUUGUGGACUAAAAAUAUUUUCCAUCCCCCGUUUACGCAUGGUCGAUGUGAACGGAAUAUGGCGCAGAUAUAUCAGGUUAUGCCCGCGACUGCUUCAGUGGUCUACGCACUGGAACUAGAUUCAAGCUGCAAGAGGCAUGUACAUUAGGCCUAAACUGGGAUAAGAGACAGCUGUGAGAGACAUUGUUAAGAUAUUUCGGAGUGAGGGAAACAAAGAAGGGAACUGCAAUAACAAGGAGCCGGUACAGCCAAAUAUGGACAAGACUUGUUUGCUGGAGGCGGCGAGUGUGUCCGUAAUGAAGUUGAAACAAAAGCCUGCCGAAGGGGUUCUAUUUCUAGAAAGCCCUAAACGUUCUACUGAAGCAGCCGGGCAUGCUAUAGCACUGUUUAGUGGUUGCAUUUCUUGCCCACAGCAGACGGCAGUGCGCAAUGCAGUACUUCGUUGCAAAAAGCCAGCUAAAAGUCAUAAGACAUAGAGGUCUUAUUUAGAACUUUUUUGUUUGUCAGUACCGAAAGUACGCCGCAUAAAUAGAACAAAGAAUGGAGCCACGAUGUAACCGACGAAAACUAAUGGCUUUUCAAAUGAGUUAGCUGCUGACUGCUGACGGCAAAAUCAUUGUAGUACACAUGAUUUGCUUUAGAAACGAAAUAUAUUCGUCCAGAAAAGUCCAUUAAUUAGCUGUCCCACACUGUCUAUUAAACAAAAACAUAUUGUCUCAUUAGUGCUAAAGGUAUUUUGUCAGAACAAAAAGUAUGUGCGUCUCCCCGAUCGCGCAUAUAGCGGUUAUUUGGUGUGAUCAACCAUUUUAGCCGAAGUAAACUCGUAUCGUUGACCAUAUGCAUAGUGGUAGGUCAGUUUUGUUCAACCGAGCAAAAUAGAUUGAAGUAACGGGGGAAUUAAAUAUAUACAUCUGGUCUGUUGCAUUUAUAGCGAUCUGCACAUGCUGUAUAUAAUAUGUAAUUAGACAGGUGUCUGAUAAUACGGUGGUUAAUUUAUUUUGAAAGAUAACGAAGCUAAAAGGAAGUAAGCAACAGUGUAAGUUUGACUGUCAAAAUUUAUUUUUUUAUUUUUACUGAUGCUUCCAAGCAGUCCGGUGCGGUAAAUAUGUCUUGUAAGAUUAGCAGUUAGAGACGCGCCUGAGAAACUCAGUUAACUAAUUAACAGGCACACAAUUUUUUCCACGAAAGCUUGUCACAUUGCUAGAGUCAUGUGACAGCGCAGACGAGUAAAAUAUGUGAAUGAUAGGAAGAAAAGAUUUACGGUCAUUUUUACACAAAAAUGAGAUGUUUUUAAGAAAACCCAUGUGCAGGUGUCGAAGAGACAGGAAAAACCCAAUCAAAGUAGCCUGUUAAAAUCAUAUGGAGACGCCCUGACCAAACCGUUUCACCAAGAUUUCAGACAGUAAGCAUUCGAAAACUAUUCCGGAUAAACCCUAUGUGGCACACUAGAGGUGAGGAGAGAUUGUCAAAUGUCGUGGAACAGGUCAUAUUGGACACAUAAUUAGUCCCUAUUUGAAUUAAUUUGUAAACACCUGCUAAUGGAAGCGAAGGGACGAGUCCCAGGAAGCAGUUUUGAAUCCGAAUCGUCAGACUCAUAAAGCUCUUUUUCCGGCGAUCGUGUGUUCUUCUUCAUGUAAACACCCCCUAUCAACGCGAUCUGGCCCUCUAGUCCUCACGUACAUCCGGUUAAAUACUUCCACCCUUGUGUUUACGAACGUCUCAGAACAUACAAUAGUAUUUUAAAUACAGAACGCAGUUUUAUACGACUGGCUAAAUGUAGCGAAUCAUUUAAAGAUGAGAAACAACCAAAAUUCAAAUGCUCUUAUGCUUUUCUUAUUCUCAGAUGAUGUUCUUUAAAUUCAAAAACCGGCGAAAAGAAAUUUAAAAUCACGGGCAGUCGCGCAAAACAGGCAAGAGAUAACGGUUACUUCAGAAUGCUCCUGAGGAAUGCAUUUUUACAAUACUUUCAAGAAAAACCGCAGAAUACAUGCACAUAUAACAAAAGUCAUUAUUUCAAGUACACAUUUAACAAGAAGUGAUGUUCGGAAAGCCUGCUCUAAAACUUGGCUACUGAGAGAUUCAUACAAAUUCAGCAUGUGGUCGUAGACAAAUUUUUUUGAAAAAAAUGUGCAAAAGCCUGCUGCAUCCCUUUUCACCAAAAAUACCAUUUUAAAUUAUAGCCAUUGUUUCGUAAAGACUUCCAGACAACCUAUGUUAGUCAAGUUAGACUCUUCUUAAAGCAGGCCUAGAGGUUAUCUUUCAAUUUGUUAAUUUAAUUGUCUUCGUGGAGCAUGACGCCAUUGCGGCAGGUGAGGCGUCCCAUUUAUUCGUAGGGUGGACAGUUGGUUUGAUCACAGAAAAAGUCAGAUUCGAAAGCAGAACGCGCCUGUUACUCGCGUUAGCCGGACCAUCGUUCUUACAGUAGACAAGCAGCAACAGCCUACUGGCCUUUGACUCCAGGCGUUAUCAUGUUAUUGCAGAAGUUAUUUCAAAUCGAGCAUUUGGAUCUGGGGUUUGUACAGUCAGUGAAAUACUCUAAUUUCAUACACGUAAUUAACAUUUGAAUCAAAUCAGAACACUCUCGUAGUCAACCAUGUCUAUUUCAGUCUCCAUAUCUUACAGCCAAAACAUGAAAUUCACAAGUUUUCUUUUUGUCGGGUAAAACAAAGACGAGGCGUUUUUCGAAACGGACGGUUCCUCCAGAAAUUGAUCGUUCGCACAUUAUCCUCAUGGAUUUGCAAAUGAAUAACAUUUAACGGGUUUUAUAUUAAAACGUUAAAUUAGUAAAAUCUUGCCUCUUUCAAAUUUCAAGAGGCCGAAAUCCUCGCAAGGGGUGACAACCGCGUGAGCCGCGAGCUGCUCGAGUCAUGGUUCUCAGGCCCGCAAUCCAUCAACAAACACAAUGACCUCCCGGUGGCCUAUUCCGUAUUGCGAUUUUCCCUGGGCAGGAGAAUCAGUCACGUGGGGAGGGCGCGGGUGAGCAAUUAUCACGGUGACAGUGAGCCAGUUUGCCGAGCAAUCGUCACACCAGCAUUGAGCACGGAUGACAAAAUCGCGGCAGUUAACAACUCGGACUCGGACCGCCAAGCCACCGCCGCAUCAAUUACGACCCCAGCGGCGAUUGUGAGAACUGUUAAUUGCAGUGCGCAUACGGUCCCACGGCAGCCACGUGCUAUAAAUACUGCAUUCCUGGUGCCACCUUUACCUCUAUCUGCGAAUGUCUCUGAUGAUGGGCUCGAGUGAGAACCCGAAACGUCAGGCCAAUAAACUUCUUGUCCCAGUGAUCGCAUCUUCAUCUUCUGAACUGCUACCUGGGACUCGCCUGUUCGCUUCUAUCAACAAAAGAACAAUGCAUGGACAUGAUGUCUGGUUGUUUGGUGGGUCGAUUUAUUCCCGCUUGCGUACUGCAGAGAAUUAAAAUAAUGUCAGUCUAUGUCACACUGCGCUGGAUGUGUGCUCACGCAACCUUCGUCCAUGCAAAUCACACACCGAAAGUAUAUCAAAAACAAAUGGGAUUUGUUUGUUUCGUGUCUGGCUGAGUUGAACUGCAGUAAACAUCCGGCAAGCACAAAAAUGCCGCAUUCACGCAUGCGAAUAACGCUUUUAUAUGCAGUCAAAAAACUGCCGGUGGUAAUAACAAAAUUUAUCCUUGCUCCUAAAAGUUAGUCUGUUUAUUUUAGGAAAGCAGUCCAGGCGAUAAUCAGCAUGGUGAAUUUUAAAGACCCUAACCGCUUAUUAGGAUUACUGUUUACCAUGAAGUGUUCUGUCGGCAUUGUUAAGGUCAGUGGCGCUAACACGUGCAACGCAAGUUGACACUAAAUAUUUUCAUAAUCAUAUAGACUGGGUUCCACAGCCUAAGCAAACUGGCGUUUUAUGAUUACACAUCAAUGUAACCCAAAUAUGCACAUGCUGUUUAGUGCGAAUAUUUAUGUCUAACCUGCCAGAGUAAGAAAUUGGUAGAAGAAACGUUCUCAAUUAAAUGUAAGAAAUUUAUUAUUAAUGCCUCGUCUUAUCUAGUAAUGUUGGAAAAAAUUGACAACUAGAUUUUCAUCUAAUUCGUUAGAAUUUUAAUUGCUUCAAGGUAUAUUGUCUUGCAUUUUUAUGUUUUUUAUAAAUCAGGGACUGUGUCGGAUAAGCAAAUCGUUCGAUAGGUCACAAGACAGGAAUUCCUCCAGACUUGAUCUUAAAAUUGUACGUUCGCAAAAAAAUGCGUGAAGGGUUUCACCGCCUACUGACACAUUCCAUGCCAUAAGCCAUCGGCGAAAAGAAAUCAAUGAUGGGUUGGCGGAAAAUUCCAAAUAACGGCAAAGACCUGUAUGGUCGUAUGCGUCUAAGGGAACAUUUGCAAUAAAACACCACAUCCCAAAAUUCAUCAUCACACUUCGCCUCCUACAGUCCCUUAGAUAUAAGUUCGCCCAGCUCACCCACCGGCUACACAAAAAAGUACCUCUUACAUUUACCUUACUGCACUGCGGUUUACCCGGGAGGUUAUAAGAUUACGGCAUUACUCGCUCUACAUCAUCAGUCAUCUGCGUUUGUUUGAAUUCGUCAACAGGUGAACCGAAAUUGUUCCCUCUUAGUGUGGCCUCUAUAGCAUCGUCGUUUGGAUGGAAUUCCAGUCGCCCCUCUCUCAUUCUUUCAAACCCGUAUUUGAACUCACGUCAGGUCGUGUGUGGCACAGGUAGACAGGUUAUUAAAUUCUGUCGGCCACUGCGCCAGAACUCGCCUUUGAUUGCCUCAACUUUUUCUUGACAGCUGCAUCGAGAAGGAUGACUGAGAAGAGAGUGCAGUUAGUGCUUCGCAAGACGGCUAUUAUUGUGAACUUGUUCGCAAGCCAGUCGAUGUCCUUGUGUGCGCCAUAUUUAAGGGCGCACGGUAGGCAACAUCGUUCGCGAUUUUAAGUCUAUCGGUUGCUUUCACGUUCGGUUGGCCCGGCAAAUCGAUGAAUUAGAUCCUCCGCUUGUCGUUUGCUGUGCGAAGACUUCUAGACAUCUGAGCAUUUAAGUUACGCAAACCACUUUGAACAACUGAUGCGUCAUUCAGAUUUCGCAGCCAAACUGAACGGCUAAUAUAAAAAGCCAUAGCCGUUAGCUCGCAUAAAGUAAUUUUGACAAGAAAUUUAUGCAUAGUCAAACGGACAGGGAAUUCCUUUAGACUGGACAUGAUUCAAAGAGUUAGCGCAGUUUAUUUAUUAAAAACACGGUGUGGCAGAUUUGAAGUAUGUGUUCUAUCCACUGUUUGGAUAACUCUAACAAGAAAGGGGACAAUAACAAAAGGAUUUCAGAGGAUACUAUUUUUACGUUUGUCAAUUCUGCUUAUUUUGUUUCAUUUCUUUAAGAACUCUAUAAAUAUUUGAAUUGAAUUUAUAAAACACUUUCGAGGUGUUGAGAGCAACCACUUGCAGUUCCUAUAGCAAAAUGCAUUUACCAACAAUGCCACUCGUCGCCAAUUCGUUUGUGACUAGGUACAUACAGUUUGGCCAGCUUAUAAGCAGACCUUAUGACAACAAAAUAGGAUAAAAAUGUAUCGACUGUUUGCCAUUUUAUUCAGUCUUUGACUCACGUGGCAUUGUUUUGUCCGACAGCAACGAUGACACCUAUCUUUGCGUGGAGGACUCCAGCCGCCUUAAAACCAUCGCUGACGUAAGGAAACGUCUCUCCCUGGGGAACAUUAAAGGAUUUUAAUGGUUCCAAUGCCCAGAGGCAUGGGAGGUCUGCGGACAAAGAUCAAGGCUUCAGCUAGCUCAGUGGUGAUGCUGGUGCUAAUGCUGAUGCUGAUGCAGAUGAUGAUGAUGAUGAUGGUGAUGAUGAUGAUGAUGACGGUGAUGGUGAUGACGAUGCUGAUGAUGAUGGUGGUGGUGGUGGUGGUAAUGAUGAUGAUGAUGACGAUGAUGAUGAUGAUGAUGAUGAUGAUGAUGAUGAUGAUGGUGAUGAUGAUGAUGGUGGUGGUGGUGGUGGGGGUGGUGAUGAUGAUGAUGAUGAUGAUGACAGUGGUUGUGUUGAUGUUGCGAUAAUGUCCAUGACGACGAUGCUGUGA